Messenger RNA from Mangifera indica (mango), 1152 nucleotides. Its product is annotated as vacuolar protein-sorting-associated protein 37 homolog 1. NCBI's taxonomy places the organism in Eukaryota, Viridiplantae, Streptophyta, Magnoliopsida, Sapindales, Anacardiaceae. Gene Ontology annotation, cellular component: ESCRT I complex. Bases 237 to 932 code for a protein of 231 amino acids. The record is from RefSeq and is a predicted model, not a curated record. The transcript is spliced from 7 exons. Gene Ontology annotation, biological process: ubiquitin-dependent protein catabolic process via the multivesicular body sorting pathway; protein targeting to vacuole; protein targeting to membrane.
UUCUAAAAUUAUCAGACGCAACUGGAAUUUACCUUCGCGGAAAAGCAACUUCGAUGAAAUCACCUUGAACUUGAUUUUAUAUGCAUACAAAAUUUAAAAAUUAAAAAGAAAAAAGAAAAACCAGAGACGCGGAGUCGGCAACUCACGAUCCAAACCCUCUUGUUAUCACUUACAAUUCUAGGGUUUCUUCGAUCUGCUCGUUCAAAUAAUCGGCCAAUCGCGAUUGCCUUUGAGCUAUGUUCAAAUUCUGGGGUUCACAGGAGCAACAAGGUCAGCCACGCCCACAAGAUGGUUCUCCACAGUCUUGGUACCCUCCAUCUGUAGUCACUCCAAAUUCUUCCCGCCCUUCAACCUCUAGUCUCAGCUCUUCUGGUAGUUUCAAUCCAACAAGGCCUGCAGAUCGGCCAGGGUCCCCAUCACAUGUUUCGCCAGCUGAAGCUGCUGGCAUUAUUGCUCUCUUGAAGGACAAAAGUGUUGAUGAGUUGCGGAGGCUUUUGUCUGACAAGGAUGCCUACCACCAAUUUUUACUUGCAAUUGAUCAAGUAAAAAUUCAAAACAAGAUAAGGGAUGAUCUACUGAUGGAAACGUUGCAGCUUGCUAGGGAGAACUUAGAGAAGGAACCCCGCAUCAUGGAGCUUAAAAAUCAAAGCAGAAUCAUCCGGACGACAGAAUUGGCUGCUGCUCAGGAGAAAUUGCAUGAGCUUGAGAAACAGAAGGAAGAGCUUUUGAAGUUCUACUCCCCCGCAUCCCUUCUCCAAAAGCUUCAAGAAGCACUAGAUAAGACAGAGGAGGAAUCUGAGACUCUGCAUGCUCAGCUCCUCAAUAAGGAAAUAGAUACCAGUACUUUUGUGCAGAAGUACAAGAAGCUGCGGACAACUUACCACCGGCGAUCCCUUAUCCAUCUUGCAGCAAAAACAUCCUCUUUCGGUUGACCUGUGGAAAGGGGUGAUGGUAUACUCUAUACAUAAAUACUAUAAUGCAGAUCGUUUCAUUGUUUGAAGUUCAACCAUUAGAUACAAUUUAUUUUGUUCCCUGUAUCAUUUUGUCUAAUCAUCGUCAUAUAAUCCCCCUUUCCUUUGGUUUUCAAGAUGCUUGCCUAAUUUAUAAGGCAUUGUUUAUGUUGUAUUGAAGCAAAAAUAAUUCGUCAUUGCA